UUUUCAAACUUCGAACGAAUUGUAAACUUUUUUCGAAUUUGUGCCAGUGUUUAGCUGUAGUUGCUAAAAUGAAACUUUUUAUUUUAUUUGCAAUCGCCUUGUGCGCAUACGCAGCUGAUGUGAAAGAAACAGAAAAGAAAACUGAAACAGAAGAUGUCGCGCUAAAUAAGGACAAAAGACAAACACAAGGAGACUACUUGCCCGGGCAGUUGGUGUAUAGGGUUCCCAGAAAACAGGAGAAGGCCGCACCAGUACAAGAACCACAGGAAGAUGAUAGAAAUAACAGACAAGACGCUCAAGAGUACCGCCCAGGCCAGGUGUUCUCGCUCAAUCCUCAGGAACUCCUGGAGUUCCAGCAGGAGAGGAAGGCUCCGUUGAACAGCAACCAGCUCCUGCAGCAGUUGCAGCUUUACGGCACCCAGGAACAGAAACCCAGCCCACAACAGUUGUACUAUUUUGAACCUCAAGCGGCGCGUCAGGUCGCAUACCAGCCUUCCCACGCCGUGAUAGCUCGCCCCCACUACUCGGCCGAUGGCGGCGAGGCGUCAGUAGGAGCUGCCUUGUCAGUCAGUGACUCAGGCGCAAGUUCCACCGACUCCUUCGAUCAGGAGCUACUGGCUCUGCUCGGUCAUCAGGUCAGACAAGACGACAGACAGUAUCAACAACAGACUUCGACCCAGAACACACCUCAGUAUCAACAGGUGGAUAGAUAUAUCACUAAACCCAGUAAGAAGCCAACUAAAUUGCGACCAAAGGUAUCCGCUCCGCCACAGCCACUGCCUGCAGGUGCGCCUCAACAGUACUUAAUAGAAACCACCAACGUGCAGCAGCAGCAACAACCACAACAGCCUCAAAUACAGUACAGGCCGGCCUCGCAAACUCAAAGACCAGCACAAGCCCUAAGAUACGUUCCGAUUCCAUCCCCACAGCCAGCUCUGCAACAAGUACUGUAUGAACGUCCAGAAUCCGCUCAAGGCCUUAAAAUUGUACCUGCUCCCAAAUUAGCUACACAACAACCUCGCCAGCAAGUCACGUUCCGACUUAUCCCACAAUUCCCACAGCCUGAAGCUUCUCCUAAGCAGUACAGAAUCAUCGACGCUCCAAGACAACCAGCAAGACAAGAACAAAGAGCUCCAACGACUAAUGUCGAAAGACCUGUGACUUAUCUGAAGCGUUACCCGGAACCCGAAAAAGUGCGCGCUGUCAAAAUUUACGAUCCAGAAGCAGCUGGCCAACAACAACCUCAAAUAAUUGGUGAACAAUUUUACCUUCGCCCGUACUACAGGCAAAAUGAGCCUAUCAGACAAGAACGUUUGAGGUACGAAUCGCCUUUGCCCGCUAGACACGAUGCUGAUACCCAAAGGGCACCUGAACCUUCUAAGCCCCCUCAUUCAGCUAUUUACGUCAGCAAAAAUAUUGCUCCUAAAAAGCCGAGGGUACAAUCAAGACCCGAAGAAGUAAGAAUCGAUUCAUCGAGGGAGCAGUACAGACAAGACCAAGACUAUAGACAGGAGCAAAAUUAUAGGCAGCGUCAGAGACUAGAACAGCCUUCCAGUUUAGAACAAGUUAAUCUGGAACAACAUGGUCAGAGUUUGGAUGAUCAACGAGUUCAAUUGCCUCCUCCGAAAAACAAUAAAGCUUACACUCCUGAAGAGUUCGCAGCGUUAGUAGCAGCUGGAUACGCUGUGACUCCUGUUCCUGUAAGCGCCUUGAAUGCUCAAAUAGCGCAGUCAAGGUCUUCUGAAGAUUUGACACCCGUCGCCAUCCCUCAACAAAGCCGAAGACCGCUGUACAGAAGACCCCAGUAUCUGCCUCUAAGAGGAGACGACGCGCCUUGA
Molecule: messenger RNA, 1838 nt
Organism: Amyelois transitella
Lineage: Eukaryota; Metazoa; Arthropoda; Insecta; Lepidoptera; Pyralidae
Exons: 7
Coding region: 69-1838 (589 amino acids)
Source: RefSeq, a predicted model, not a curated record